Messenger RNA from Setaria italica (foxtail millet), 1974 nucleotides. RefSeq lists its product as uncharacterized. The transcript is spliced from 9 exons. The record is from RefSeq and is a predicted model, not a curated record. Bases 491 to 1441 code for a protein of 316 amino acids. NCBI's taxonomy places the organism in Eukaryota, Viridiplantae, Streptophyta, Magnoliopsida, Poales, Poaceae.
AAAGACUCGGAACCAAAACCCGAGCGAAUUUUUUAGAUCAAACGGGCCGUCGAAAAAGGUGGGGGUUUUAUUCCCCGGGUUCUCUUCGUUCGCUCGCGUGAGCCCGAGCCAGAGCUGAUCUAUUUAGCACGCGACGGGAGCAUCUCGCUCGAUUCGCACCUCGCGAAUCACCCAGCACAGCGAGGGAGCGAGCGGCCGGUGGCGGAGCUCGUCGAAUUCGAAUUGGAUUUCGGUUUUGAUUUGCGGCUGCUCCGGUGUGGGGUGGGAAUUCUCGCCGCCUCCCCCGUGAGGCGAGGAGAGGGCGGCGGCGCGGCAGCGAGCUCGUCCUCGCACCAUUGGGCCGGGAGCCGGCCGGGGCGGUCGCUGGCCGCCGUUGCUGGAGGCAGCUCAGGCAGGUUGAUCCAAAUUCGAGCGCCUCCGAUUUCUGAGAGUAUUUGGGGGCGUGCUCAUGGCCGGCUAGAUCGGGGAGUUUUCAGCUGCUCUGGUUGUGAUGGCAGCUGAUUCCAGCAUGGGGUUUCACCAGGGGAUCACCGCCUCGAUGUACAACCACCACAUGCUCUCCUUCCAGUCCAACAGCGACGUUGGCAUCGGCGGCGGCGCUACCGGUGGUAUGGUCAUGCCCCCGAGGAGCGUGAGUGGGAGCAGUAGCAACGCUGGGCUCUUCCUCUCCUCAAACACCGGCGGAACCGGCAACGCAUCGGGGGUUGGCCCGUCGAGGAGCUCGUCAGGGGAUGGGUUCCGAGGCACCGGUGCUCCCCCCAAGUACAGGUUUGUCACGGGUUCGCCUUGGGAUUGGACUGACCAUGAGCUGGCCAUACUGAAGGAAGGGCUUGCAAGAUAUGCUCGUGAACCUAAUAUCAUGAGGUACAUUAAGAUAGCAGCUAUGCUGCCUAACAGGACCAUCAGGGAUGUUGCGCUGCGAUGCUGGUGGUGUACAGGUAAAGACAGAAGGAAGAAACCUGAUGGAUUUUACAUAGGGAAAAAGAUUAGAGACAUGAAGCCAAUCCAGGAAAAAAUGGGUGCAUCUGUCCCAAUGGCUAAUUUUCACAUGACAUCCACAAACACUGUAACCCCCUUUUCAAUAUCAAUGCAACAACAUCCAAACCAACAAAGUCAGGUUCCCAAAGAAGCAGCUCCUGUUGUCGACAGUGCAACCCAGCGUCUCCUGGAGGAAAAUAAUCAGUUGCUUAACCAGAUUGCUGCAAAUAUCGACACAUUCAAGACAGUGGAGAACGCAGAUCUCUUUCUCCGCACGAGUAGCAACAUAAAAACGAUUUUGAGCAGAAUGAGUGAAACGCCUGGUAUCAUGGGUCGGAUGGAGCCAUUACCUUUAUCUAUAAAUGAAGACCAUCUAAAUUCGCUUAUUCAACUGAACAGAAUGGUUGCAUCAUAUGGCACAGCAAGCAUGUCUCAUCAUACGAAGCAAGAGCCACAAAGCUAAUGUACCAUAUACUGAGGGAAAAAUGAGACGAUCCGAUGGUCGGAGCUUUCCAAUUCUGUAACGUGCUGCGAUGAAGCCUUACAUGUUAUACUGACCAAGCACCAGGGACAGUCACUGCUUUCCAGAGUGUGUUUUUGCAGUGAUCUGAUUGUUUCCAACCCGUCUGCCUGCCUGUCCACCAAUUGUUGAAGCAUUUGCCAGUCCGCAGUUGUGGUACAAGAGCCGCAAGGUAUUUGCUGCUGUUUCUGUUGUACGCAUUAUCCGACAUAUAGACCAGAGUACCAGACACUUGGUCCGGGACUCCGCAAGUGACUGUAAAUAUCGGACGGCUGGAGGCGUUCCAUGUUUUGUUUCUCUGAUUGCUCAUGAAUGUAUUCCUAUUUUUUGCCCCCCGAAAGGGCACUCCAUUGCUCCCAGUAUGUACAAUAGCCAUUGUACUAGAAUGCUAGGCGUAGAACGACUCCAUUUUCUGACAAAUUGGACACUGGAACCCACACCUGUGUUGUCCUGACGAUCCUCAAUUCUUUUUUCCA